UUGCAUACUGCUGUACAGUAUCUUGACUCCUUUCGUCAUUAUUCCGUGAUAACACCCCAUAUUUCACCAUGAUCGCCAAGACAGAGCCCGUCGUGGAAUCCACUGAUGGCCGUUUAGGCCAGUUUAACCCUAUGAUUCGUAAAGAAUCUCUCAACGAGAAGGUCAUCCUUGUUGUGGGCGGCUCCAACGGCAUUGGCGCCAGCCUCGUAGAGCUAUGCUGCGAGAACGGUGCUUAUGCGAUAAUUGGAGACAUUGACGCCGCUAGGGGAGAGCAGUUAGCCAGAAAGUGCAUCCAGCAAUGGCCGGUACAUCAAGAGCCAACUGGUCCUCCUAAACCCCCUCGCGCGAUUUUCAGAAAGACCGACGUGACGGACUAUCAGUCCGUCCUCGAUCUUUUCGACAAUACCUUCAAGAAGUACAACCGCAUUGACCAUGUUAUUGUCACCGCUGGCAGUGCGGAGACCAGAGAGUCAUGGUUCGACCACUCCUUGAACCUUGUACAAGUCCGCAAGGCCCCAUCAGUGAAGGAUAUUGAUGUGAAUCUCCUUGGUACGCUUUACGUCACUCGCGUGGCCAGCGUCUACCUUCGUCACAACCGCGGCCCAGGCGUGGAUCGCUCUAUCCUUCUUUUCUCCUGCGCCGCAGGUAUCAGGGAGACCCCCGUUGUGCCUAUUUACCAGGUCGCCAAACACGGUGUCCAGGAUCUCAUGCGCUCCCUCCACGCCAACCUCAACUCUCCUUACCGACACAGCAUCCGCAUCAACACGAUCUGCCCUUGGAUGGCCCAGACUGGUAGCACAUUCUCCAAGACCGCUGAGGAGCGCUGGACCAAGGAAGGCCUGCCCUUUAGUACUGCCGAUGAUGUCGCAAAGGUGUCCGUUGGCGUGAUUUGCGAUGACUCCCUCCACGGCGUCUCCAUGUACGUGGAAGGUUCGCGCGCUUGGGGGAUUGAAAGUGAGCGCCCGGAGUCUCAGUGCCUAGGUGAAUGGCCAUCCCAAUCUCUCGCUCAGGGCCAGCGAGUCCUGGAAGAAGUUUUUGCUGCGUGAUGAAGGACGGUCUAUCACACACUCCUUCUUGCCGUCCGAUUUUCCAUGAUACCCACUGUCCCUAAAAUUCUCUAACGUUUCCGUUUUGCCAUAAAUGCGGCUGAACAGCCUCGAAGCUAGAUAUUAGUUAAGACUAGCAGCUAGAGGAUACAGGAUAAAAGACUGCUGUCGCUCAAACAUCCAAUAUUGAUACAUUGGUGAU
Aspergillus nidulans FGSC A4 is the source of this 1248-nucleotide messenger RNA. RefSeq lists its product as uncharacterized. NCBI's taxonomy places the organism in Eukaryota, Fungi, Ascomycota, Eurotiomycetes, Eurotiales, Aspergillaceae. The transcript has 3 exons. Bases 69 to 1046 code for a protein of 325 amino acids. The record is from RefSeq and is a predicted model, not a curated record.